UCGGAGUUAUAAGGAGGAAGGACCGGAUUAGCCGAUGCAAAGGCCUUUGGAAGUUAACACAACCUACCCAACCAAUUAAAAUUAACCGCGUCAGUCUCACAGUCUGGUCCGGUUUGACUCAGCAUGGCGUCUCACAAACAGAAGCGGGUGUGGAGGUACGUGGAGGAGGGCAGUCUGCUGAAGCUGAAGUCGUACCUCCGGAAGCACCGGGACCUGGAUGUAAACUUCUCCCUGGGCCGGAGGGAGCGGAGCCCGCUUCACCUGGCCUGCUGCCUGGGAGACGACGCUGUGCUGCGGCUGCUGCUCAAACACGGAGCCGAUGUUCUCCAGAAGGACCGUAAAGGAGACACCGCGUUACACACCGCGGUCAACAGGGCCCUCAAACACGGGAAAACAGCGUACGGUGACCUGGUUGUGCCUCUCAAAAAGAGCUGUCCACAAGCUAUGAGUGCUCCUAACAGUGCUGGAGUCACACCUGAAGACCUGCUGCAGUGGAUGAAGCAUACAGAGACUGCAGAAAAUAUGAGCCGUCCAUCUGAAAAAGACCCUGAGAAGGAGUGGCUGGAAAAGCUGUUUGGUGAAUGUGAGGAUGAGUUCUGUGAAACCUUUGGAGUAUAUGAUGCGGAUGAUUUUCUUCCUGUUGAUGACGACGAUGAAGACUUCGGAGACUGGGCUGAUCGCAUUAGAAGACAAUAUUUCGAUAAAAAGCACGCCGAAGCCCAAAGACUGGCAGCGUCGUCUUCUGGAUGGAAAAGGAGAAAGAGUAAACAAGAGAGGGAGCAGGAAGAGCAAAGCAACAAAGAACUGCACGAGAGGCUGCAGAGGGAACAUGAAGAGUAUCUGGCACGAGCAGCACGUAAAGAGGAAGAGACCCGGCAGGGUAAGAAGCGCAGGUACGAGGAGGGAUGUGCGGCCACUUUUAAUGCUGGCUCUUCGGCUGCGAGCACGAAGUUGAGCUACAGUGACAUCCCCUGGCCAGCUCCUCGAGGCACAGUGCAGGAGAUGGUGGACGUGAUGCUGCACGGUGUGGACCGAAAGGACGUGCCGGUGUUUCGUAAAAUGCUCCGGAAGCAGCAAACACUGUGGCAUCCGGAUAAAUUCGCUCAGCGAUGUGAAGCUCGGCUAGAGGAGAUGGACAAGAAGCGGAUCCUGGAUACAGUUACAGCUCUGUCACAGGAGCUUAACAGACUGGCCCAGAGUCUGAGGACUUAAAAUUUAGCAAAUAAAAUGUUGUGCUUUUCUGGAAAUGUGUGUAUGUAAAACUGUUCCAUUAAGGCAAAAGAACCAAACAGUCCAGCACACUGUUGAUCACUUGUAAUCACUUUAUUGACAAUGUUACAGGCCUUAAAUCUUUGUCAGGUGAAAUUCAUACAGGCAAAAAGCCAAGUACCAUAUAUGUUAAUGUAAACAAAUCAGAGGGAAUGGAAACCUUAACAGUAGGCUAACGAAAUAAUAAAAAAUACAAUUAUUCAUGUCGCCUCACAAACAGUAUCACCCCAAGACAGAAGUCCUCAUUGAGACCGUCUCCCAUAAAUAAAGUGAGUGCUCGUGAUUGAUUAGUGUGCGGGACACACGUGCCCAUAAGAGCGUCUGGAGUGCAACAACUGUGUAGUUUUCGUUCCACUAUGCACAGAUGUAACAGGAGCACAUGCGUGUUCCACGGGUGAGUGCUGCACCUGUAUCACUAUUAUCAGGGGGCUUUUUGUAGCCCAGUCUAAUCAGUGAUCAGAGGGCACAACAGUGGUUAUCUGAGUAAUGUGAAUAUUUGCAGUCGACCUCAAUCUCAUCUGAUUGACAUUUUGCUGAAGUGUGUGUGUGUGUGUGUGUGUGUACAUGUACUUGCAGGAUUUAAAAGGCAUAGCUGGUACCCACUGAGCAUAAACAUGUUUUUGUUAAAUUCCUGAUUAAAAACAAUAAAAGUAACAACAACAUCCA
This is a messenger RNA of Micropterus dolomieu (smallmouth bass), 1935 nucleotides long. It is a transcript of the gene nfkbil1, whose product is annotated as nuclear factor of kappa light polypeptide gene enhancer in B-cells inhibitor-like 1. Gene Ontology annotation, biological process: canonical NF-kappaB signal transduction. The record is from RefSeq and is a predicted model, not a curated record. NCBI's taxonomy places the organism in Eukaryota, Metazoa, Chordata, Actinopteri, Centrarchiformes, Centrarchidae. The transcript is spliced from 4 exons. Gene Ontology annotation, molecular function: protein binding. The coding region runs from base 124 to 1212 and encodes 362 amino acids.